Molecule: messenger RNA, 4177 nt
Organism: Pogona vitticeps (central bearded dragon)
Lineage: Eukaryota; Metazoa; Chordata; Lepidosauria; Squamata; Agamidae
Gene: KLHL11
Product: kelch like family member 11
Molecular function (GO): protein binding
Source: RefSeq, a predicted model, not a curated record
AAAGGGAGGAACUGCUCCGAGUUUCAAACGAACUCAAUCACAACCAGUCAAAGUCGUGAAUGUUUACUUGUCCUCUGAUUAAAAAGGGGGGAAUGCUACUUUCCUAAAAGUUGUUGCAACUUUUUGCCCUGCGAGAAAAGAAAAUCGUAGUUAACCAAGUUAAUCAUGGAAUAAUAAGCAGUUUGUACUUCAAGACGUCUAUAGCCAGCAGAAGGUUUUUAAAAGUAACGGAAGUCUAGUCUAUCUUUUUUUAAUCUCUAUGGUUACGCAAGUGACGUAUUUCGGGCGUAGUCGGGAAAGACCGACUUCGAUGAGGGGACGCUAAGAUGGCGGCGGCUGGAGGCGGAGGGGAUAUGGACAUUGGAGGACAUGGCGGCUCAGAAAAUAGUGUUCUUGCUGCGGAAGGCGAGGCGGGAACGGACGAGGAGCCUGACUCGGAGGUGUUUUCGUGCGUGGCUCACUGCUCCGAGCUGGCUUGCCGACAGAACGAGCAACGCCGGUUGGGCCUCUUCUGUGACGUCACGUUGGCCUUCGGCGGCGGGAGCAACAGUGAGGAGGGGGAAGUGGGCGGGGCCUCUCCCCACCCGGACCCGCCUCCCCGGGAGUUCCGCGCGCACCGCUCGGUCCUUGCCGCCGCCACCGAAUAUUUCGCGCCUCUCCUUUCGGGUGACUUCGCCGAGUCCCGCUCGGGUCGUGUGGAGCUGCGCAAAUGGAGCUCCGAAACUGGACCAGACCCGGAAACGGUGGAGGCCGUCAUCAGUUUCAUGUAUACGGGCCGUGUCCGUGUCAGCCCCAGCAACGUCCACGAGGUUCUGGAGCUGGCUGACAGGUUUUUAUUGAUUCGUUUAAAAGAGUUCUGUGGAGAAUUCCUCAAGAAGAAACUGAGCCUCUCUAACUCUGUAGCCAUUCAUAGCUUAGCUCAUAUGUACUCUUUAAACCAGCUGGCUUUGAAAGUUGCUGACAUGAUCAGGAGGAACUUUUACAAAGUAAUCCAAGAUGAGGAAUUCUACACUUUGCCAUUCCACCUCAUCAGAGACUGGCUUUCAGAUGCUGAAAUCACAGUAGACUCAGAAGAAGUUCUGUUUGAGAUGGUCUUAAAGUGGGUUCAGAGGAAUCCUGAUGAAAGAGAGAAGUACUUUGGGGAGCUAUUUAAACUUCUCCGGCUAUCUCAGAUGAAACCCACUUAUUUGACCCGGCAUGUCAAAUCUGAAAGGCUUGUAUUUAGCAAUGAAGCAUGCCUCGGACUUGUGUCAGAAGCAGUGGAAAGCCAUGCUCUCAGGGCUGAGAAUUUGCAGUUAGGAACCCUGCAACAGAUUACUUGUCCCACAACAUCACAGCCUCGUUUUGGGCAAAACAUGGAUGUGAUCAUGGUCAUUGGUGGUGUGUCUGAGGGAGGUGAUUACUUGAGCGAGUGUGUUGGUUAUUUUAUUGAUGAAGAUAGGUGGGUGAAUUUGCCACACAUACAUAAUCAUCUUGAUGGACAUGCUGUUGUAGUGACAGAAUCCUAUGUCUAUGUAGCAGGUUCUAUGGAGCCUGGUUUUGCCAAAACUGUGGAAAGAUAUAACCCAAAUCGAAAUGUUUGGGAGCAGGUUUCUAACCUGAUAACCAGGAAGCAUUCUUUUGGCCUUGCUGAGGUAAAAGGGAAGCUAUAUAGCAUUGGUGGGCAUGGAAAUUUUAUCCCUGGCUUCAAAGAUGUAGCAGUCUACCAUCCAGAUCAAGACAAGUGGCACAACUUGGAGUCGGCACCAAAGAUACUCCGGGAUGUUAAAGUGAUCACUGUAGAUGACAGGUUUGUUUACAUGGCUGCCCGCACACCUGUUGAUGGGGAUAAUGAAGAAGGCUUAAGGGCUGUCAUCAUCCGAUAUGAUGCAGAUACAGGUCAGUGGCAAGAUACUAAAACGUUGCCACUCCCUGAUAACUAUUGCUGCUUUCAGAUGGCUGUGGCAAAUACCAAUUUUUAUCACACUGCCUCUUGUUGUCCCAGAAGCUACACACUCGACCAUGAAGAGAUGAAAAGGAAACACUCUGGUCAGGUGUCUGAUGACAUUCUGGAAAGCUUACCCCCAGAGGUGCUUAGCAUUGAAGGGGCAGCAGUGUGCUAUUACAAAGAUGAUGUCUUCAUCAUAGGUGGCUGGAAAAACAGUGAUGACACAGACAAACAAUACAGGAAAGAAGCCUAUCGCUACUGUGCUGAGAGGAAACGCUGGCUGCUACUCCCUCCUAUGCCCCAGCCAAGGUGUCGUGCCACGGCUUGCCAUGUGAGAAUUCCUUUUCGUUCUUUACAUGGUACCCAACGAUAUCCAAUGCCACAAAACCUAAUGUGGCAGAAAGACCGGAUCCGUCAGAUGCAGGAGAUACACCGUCAUUCCUUAAGUUUGCGGAGGUUGCCACGAUCUCAGAUAGAGUGCUAACCUGAAUAAAUAGAUUUUGAGAAAAGCCUGCGUGUUGACAUGCUCAGCAUAGUCUCCUAACAAUCACUUACAUUGCUCUUUUUAGUCACUGGGGGUAUUGAAGGAGAUCUGGCCUCCUGCGUGUUAAAUAGUUUGCCAGGAUUGCACGCAGAAGGAGCACUUAAGGUGUACUAGCCAUAAUGUGAAGGUAGGCUCGCUUACAAAAUCUCCAAAGAUUUAGUUUCCCCUACAGAUGACAUGUAAAUAUAAAUGCAGGAAUUUGUAGAUGUGUCCGGGAUGUAUGAAUAUUCAACAUAGCCUCUCCCCUCUCUUUCCAGGAGUUUCUGUCAAAGGCUAUUUGUUCUAGUUAUGUGUAUGAGACAAUUCUCUAUGUAUUGGGGCUUCUCGCCCAUCUUAAGUCAUUUAUACUGUCUGUAUGAAGUAUAAACAUACCCCUGUAUAUAAGGAGUAAAGCACAAACUUUCAGAAAACUUCAUAACGUUCCAUGCUUACAAAUAUUUUGUAAUUGUAUUUAUCUAGAAACAUGAGUUUACUAAGAGGAUAUUACUAAGAACGGUUGAUUUUAAAUUUUCAAUCAUAUUGAAAGUUGAGGAUUGCGCUAUAAUUUACCAGACUGUAUCUUUCUACUGUGGAGUAGUCCCACUGUUUUUUUAAAAAAUGCAUAUUGCAUUAAUGAUUCAGGUUUGUGGCCUUAAAAGAAUGAAUGGAAAGACCAAAAAGAUCAACACUUUAAAUCCAAAUUCAUAAUAUUGAAGGAAUUAGGUGUUCCUCAGUAUAGAACAAAGGUGAAUGAUCUCUGAGUAUGUAUUCAGGCAAGUAAUCAGAGUGCAAUUAGAGAAACAAAACAGUCAACCUGCCUUUGACAAUCAAAUCUCUUUGCCUUCAUGGUAUGCCAUUCAUUAUUUGGACUAUGUUUGAGUACUUGAGACUUCAGUUGACUGAAAAUGUUGCCUCAGUUUUUGAUAGUAAAAAUCCUUAUUCAUCCAAUGUCUUAAUAGAAUUGUGGCAGCAAGUAAAAUUUAUUAUCACCAUAAUUUUUUGGGAGAUUCUUUGCUGCUUUUCUCUCUUAAGACAGUAAGAUUCUGCUUUCUAGAGUGGUGAUUAUUUGAUAGUCCAUGUUCAGAAAAAUUAUAUUUUUAUUGGACCAAUUUAGCGAUAUGUUUAAGCUUUGGAAAAUCAUAGAAUUCUUUGGUCUCAGUGCAUGGUAGAGGAUUUAUCAAUUCAUUUACACUAAGUUUGUCCAACAAAAUGUUACAUUUUACUUUCAUCAGUUGUUACCUUUUGACCUGAACAUAGACCACCUGUACUGAUGCAUUACUUGGUUCUCCAAAGAAGAUUUCUCUCUGCCUGCUCACUCUCCUGGUGCCCCAAUACAUCUUAGUAGUUUUGAUCCUACUUUUAAUUUUCACUGUGUUAAAUUGCACCAGAGCAAUUGCCCACGUAAGCUAAUUUGUUUCAUCUCAUAAAAGCUUUUGGAGGCAUUUGUGUUCCUCUCCCACCCCGUGUCCUCUGGUCUAGUCAGAGUUGCUCAAGGAGUGGCAAGGGCAGUAAUGACACCGGGAGGUUCUCAAGUGAGAUCAAAACCUCACCAUUGUAGCCACAGGGUUCUUGUGGAAUGCCUGGAAUAACACCCACACCCAAUCUAAAAGUAGCUUUCUACAAAGAAUGGAUCCUGUUAUUCUUGGAAGCCUUUCACGGCCGAGAUCUGAUGGUUGUUACAGUUUUUUGGGGCUUUUUGGCCGUGUUCUGGAGGUUUUUCUUCUUAA